UCUUCUCUGUACAUUUCUUUAUUCAAUCAGAGAUUUUCUCCGCUGUCUUCUGCUGAUCACGACAGACAUGGCUGAUGCUGUGACUUAUGCCGACCUGAAAUUUAAUGAGAUUCCAAUGAAGGAGAUCAAAACAGCGGAUGAUUUCCAGGAGAAUGUUGUGGAUGAUGGGGAUGUCACCUACGAGAAUUUUACUGGUACAAAACCAUCAAGGGUGAGAACAGAAUUACCAACAUUCCGUACUGGACCAGAGCGCCCACUGAGGACAGGAUUCUGGUCCAGAGCCCCGCUCCUGAUGCUGGUCCCCUUACUGGCAUCUGUCAUGUUACUGGCCUCCACUAUUGGACUGUCAGUGAAGUACAUCGACUUGUCUCAUCAAUUCCAUCAUCUGUCUGUGAGUCACAUGGAGGUGAUCAGCAAUGGAACCCAGAGCCUAAAAAGAUGGCAGAUGGAGAAGGAAAGGCUGGGGUGGAACAUGAAAGACCUUAAUACAUCACUACUGGAGAGGAAGGAAGCAGCAGAGGAAAGUUUGAAGAAAGCAAUGUCUCUGAUAGAGAAUCUUAAUACAUCACUACUGGAGAGUCUUCAGAAGGUCAAGAAGUCUACAGAUGAGAAGGAAACAGUGGAGGAACAUCUGAAGAAGGCAAAGUUUCAGAUAGAAGAGCUUAAUAAAGGUUUUUGCCCCAAAAAUUGGAUAUUAUUUGGAAAAACAUGUUUACUCUUUUCUGAAAAGGCUGAAACGUGGUGGAAAAGUAAAACAUUUUGUGAAAACAAAGAGUCUCAUAUGAUAGUCGUACAAAAAGAGGAUGAUGCUGCUGCACUGAAGGAUUUUUUUGCUGAAAAACAAGAAGAUUUCUGGGUCGGCAAAGAAUUAAAAGGGAAUUAUUGGAAUCAAGAAUGGAAAUGGCCGGAAUACUAUGAUUACAAAUCUUACAAUUGCUGGAAACUAAGUAAUAGAAAAUUAACGACUGAGAGCUGUCAAUCCAAGAAUAAAUGCAUCUGUCAAAAGAAUCUGCUACUAACGUCUAUGAAGACUCACGAAAAGUACAAUGAUAAAUAUUUCAGCUUUUCUUUGUGGGACCUGGAGUAUGAAUGUAGACACCCAUGAUUCUGGUAGAUAUGUCGCACAGCAGGAUGCCGCCGCGUCACCUCUCCGAUUCACAAAAUAUCAGCAUCGAAGAAAAAUCCACAAAAAAUUCACCAAAUAUCGCCAGGAAUCUACAAUCAGUGACAAAACCUCGAAGGAUAAGGAAGGGAGCAGGACACGUCCUCCAGACUGAGAGACUCCAAAGCAUUCAAUAAUCCAGAAUAUAUAGGGAAAGACUAACCAUAACCGUGAUACAUGGAACCGGCCAUCAUCCUGAAUAGUGACAUUCAAAUACAUGUAACAUGUGGAAAUCUAUCGUCAUGGUGACACUCCGUGCCAUCCACCAUUCUGCCCUCUGUGGUGGGCACGGGCACCAGAUCACUGACCUAGUUUCUGCCCGUCCACCGACUCCUAUGUCCCAUGCUGUAGACCACAGUCUGGCUAAAAAGUCUCCUCCUGUGUGUGUAUGAGAGAGACUUUUCCCUGCAGGAGUUAAUUCCCUUUCUGACCCUGUGCUCAGCUGCCUGACUAAUGAGCUCAUAUAUAGCCGUGCUGCUGACCUCGCUUCCUUGCCUGUGCAAUGUUCUCUCUACAUAUAUUUCUAGGUGUUGUCAGCUUGCUAAAUUUGUAAUAGAGCUAUAAUGUUUGUCUGCCUGUGUACCUGACCUCUGCCUGAUUCCUGGAUUCUGACCUGCAGCUGCCUGACCUGACCCAUACCUGUUCACCGUACUGAUCCUGUGCCUCCUGUCCUGACCUUUUGGAUUGCUUCAAAGCCAACCCUGACCAUGACUAUUGCAGAGUACUAGUAUUGCUUGUUCCUUUGUUGCCACUGACCAGUAUCUCUGAUCCCAGUGGGUCAGCAGUCAGCUACACCAGGAUGAUUCCAAGAGGGGGUGGCCUGGUGGUCCCCCUACAGCAAAAGCCAGGUCCCUUAUUAGGGGUUGAAAACCAGUGGACUGCCAGACUUAGCCUUGCCUUAGCAUUAGCCCUCACAUUUGGAUAUGUGUACAAAUGUAUAUCUGUAUGUCGGUACACCUGUAUACUGGUUCAUCUGAUCAUCUGUACAUCUAAAUACCUGUAUGUCUAUACGUACAACUGUACGUCUGUGUCGUAUAUACGUCUGUAUAUCUGUACACUUGUACAUCUGUAUAUUUGUACACCUGUACGUCUGUACCGUAUAUCUGUACAUCUGUAUAUCUUUACCUCUGUAAAUCGGUAUACUUGUAAACCUGUAUAUCUGUAUA
Messenger RNA from Bufo bufo (common toad), 2328 nucleotides. Its product is annotated as B-cell differentiation antigen CD72-like. Gene Ontology annotation, cellular component: plasma membrane. Bases 68 to 1105 code for a protein of 345 amino acids. The record is from RefSeq and is a predicted model, not a curated record. The transcript has 7 exons. Gene Ontology annotation, molecular function: transmembrane signaling receptor activity. Lineage: Eukaryota; Metazoa; Chordata; Amphibia; Anura; Bufonidae.